GGCGCCCGGCAGUGCGGCAGUGUCUUUACCCAUGGCGGACGGUAGCGGUGGCGCUGGGGCGCCCGAGCGGCCUUACGAGCUGGUGGUGUUCGGUGCCUCGGGAUUCACCGGCCAGUUCGUGGUGGAGGAGGUGGCGCGGGCGGCCGCCAGCGGGGAACUGCGGGGCGCCCUGCGCUGGGCCGUGGCCGGGCGGAGCCGGCAGAAGCUGCAGGCAGUGCUAGAGCGGGCGGCCGAGAAGCUGGGGAAGGCGGCGGUGGGGCCGGAGGUCGGCGUGCUGCUGUGCGAUGUGGACGACGCGGCCUCUCUGGCCGCCAUGGCGAGGCAGACCCGGCUGGUGCUCAACUGCGUGGGCCCGUAUAGAUUCUUUGGGGAGCCUGUGAUAGAAGCUUGUGUUGAAAAUGGUGCAAGCCACAUUGACAUCAGUGGAGAGCCACAGUUUCUGGAAGGCAUGUACCUGAAAUACAAUGAAAAAGCUGCGGAAAAGGGAGUAUAUGUCAUUGGAAGUUGUGGCUUUGACUCUAUACCAGCUGAUAUGGGAGUGCUGUACACCAGAGACAAGUUGAAAGGUACCUUAACUGCUGUCGAAAGUUUCCUGAAGGUGAAAUCUGGGCCAGAGGGAACUUGUGUACAUGAUGGGACCUGGAAGUCAGCUGUUUAUGGUCUUGCGGAUCAAGACAACCUGAAGAAGCUUCGAAAAAAGAUAGGAUAUGCCCCUGUUCCAGUAGUUGGUGCAAAGCUUAAAAGGAGAGGGCUUGUGUUCUACAGUCAGGAAUUCAAAGAGUACUCCAUUCCGUUCAUGGGAUCUGAUGCUUCUGUUGUGAAACGGUCUCAGCGUUAUUUGCACACAGAGUUGCAGGAAACACCUGUGCAGUAUGGUGCUUAUGUGAGCAUAGGUGGUCUUGGUUCUGUUAUGAAGCUGAUGUUUGCUGGCAUUUUAUUUCUUCUUCUUGUGAAGUUUAGUUUUGGAAGAAAACUUCUGACAAAAUACCCAGAAUUUUUCUCUGCUGGACACUUCACAAAGAAAGGACCAACCCAGAAACAGAUGGAUGGAACCUCUUUUACAAUUACUUUUUUUGGUGAGGGUUACAGUGAAGGGCAAGAUCCCCAGAGUGGCAAACCAAAUGUAAAGAUCUGCACUGAAGUGAAAGGACCAGAGCCUGGCUACAUUGCUACACCAAUUGCAAUGGUUCAAGCAGCUGUGUCUCUUCUGGAAGAUGCAACUUCUCUGCCUAAACAGGGUGGUGUGUAUUCUCCAGGAGCUGCUUUCUACAAAACAAAGCUGAUUGAUCGCCUUAACAAACGUGGUAUUGAGUUCUCUGUUAUUAGCAAGCCUGAAGUCUGAACUCAAAACAUAACUGUAUGAACUAACACCUUUCCUGAGUCUAGUUCCAAUAAAACUCAUUUGGCUGCAAAAGCCUAAUCGUUCAA
Messenger RNA from Pezoporus occidentalis (night parrot), 1428 nucleotides. It is a transcript of the gene SCCPDH, whose product is annotated as saccharopine dehydrogenase (putative). The transcript has 12 exons. Gene Ontology annotation, biological process: glycolipid biosynthetic process. Gene Ontology annotation, cellular component: plasma membrane; lipid droplet; mitochondrion. Lineage: Eukaryota; Metazoa; Chordata; Aves; Psittaciformes; Psittacidae. The record is from RefSeq and is a predicted model, not a curated record. The coding region runs from base 32 to 1342 and encodes 436 amino acids.